Pocillopora damicornis (cauliflower coral) is the source of this 4599-nucleotide messenger RNA. RefSeq names its product disintegrin and metalloproteinase domain-containing protein 10. Gene Ontology annotation, molecular function: metalloendopeptidase activity. Gene Ontology annotation, cellular component: plasma membrane. The record is from RefSeq and is a predicted model, not a curated record. Gene Ontology annotation, biological process: Notch signaling pathway; membrane protein ectodomain proteolysis. Lineage: Eukaryota; Metazoa; Cnidaria; Anthozoa; Scleractinia; Pocilloporidae.
GAAAAAAAUGUCAGGACAUAGAGGAGAGAAGUUAUUGUUACAAUAGACUCAGUCAGACCAGUGUGACAGAACUCCUUUUUUUUUUUCGUUAAAGUGUGAUUAUUGCCUUUUACGCGCUGAUUUUAGACCGUCAAAAUGCUUAACCCACGACGUAACGGUUUGAAAUCGAGACACUCGAACGGCUUUCAAAUCAAUGACCAUUACGGAAUUUCUAGGAACAUUUUGAUCUAAAAGAAAACUUUUAGGAAUCAUAAUAUGCCUGUUGUAGUUCAGAACGUAUUUUCUCAUGGUGCACACUUGAAGAAACAGUCCAAUAUAUGUUUCAUUAGUUGAUAUAUUGUGGAGGGGCCCGCAUCACGGAAGUUCUUUUUGUUUUCUACGAAGUAACUAUGGAGAAUAACACUAUCGAAGUAUGACGUCAUAGCUGCUUACGAUCGUGAUCAUGCGCAUUAUUCCCAAGGGAGUGAGAAUGAGUUGAGAUUUCGAAUUUUGAAAAAUUAUAUAUCUUUCACCGCCAUUCCUUCAGACUUAGAAACUGCAGUCUUCUUAAGAUCAACAUAGAACCUUAUAUAUUGACAGGACCUUUGAUAUUGCGCCUUCUCGUGCGGGAACCUCGCGGUUACGAACCAUGGCAGCUUCACAAGUUUGUUUUGCUUCUCUCAUACUCCUCACAAGUUAUGUUGUGGCAUAUCGACGGCCGCUGGGAGAUUUUAUAAACCACUACGAGACUUUAAAUUAUGACACGGCUCCAGUUGUCCAGCAACACGGUCGAGUGAGGCGUUCAAGUCCAAACAGCGAUCAUGUGGUUGAAUUACACUUAAAAACUAAACAGAGAGAUUUUAAGCUUCGUCUCAGAAGGGAUACAGAACUUUUUACAGAUGACUUUAGUGCAGAUGCUUACUUUGAUCCUGCUAAAGUGGUUGCAGGGGAUGUAGAAGGACACAAGAAAUCUCUUGUUCAUGGUUUUAUUUCUGAUGAUGGCGUCUUCGAGGGUAAAAUUCAUGUAGGAGAUGACGAGUAUUUUGUGGAGUCCGCCAAGGAAUAUUUCAAGGAUGAGCCCAAUGACUUCCACUCGGUUAUUUAUAAAAGCAGAGAUGUGAAUUAUCCUCAUGCCUAUGGUCCAGGUUGUGGAGUAUCAGAGAAAACCAAGAAGUGGAUGGAUAAAGUUAAAAGGUCAGCAGUGACAGGGAAGGUGGCAGUCAAGGAGGAUCACACCCAAUAUGAACCAGUCCUAUACAGAUAUCGCAGGGCAGCAGGAGACAUUGAUCCCAAAAAGUUGUCUUGUACUUUGAAGAUGCAAGCCGAUCAUUUGUUCACAGAAAACAUGGCUGGUGGAAAUAAGGAGAGAGCAAUGUUACUGAUGGCAGAACAUGUCAAGGCUGCAAAUUCUAUUUUCAAAAACACAGACUUCAGUGAUGAUAAUAAAGCUGACGGCAUUGAAUUUCAAAUCCAGAGAAUGUUUGCCAAUGGGACUGCUGAAGCAAAUGAUGGAGGGAACCCUUACAGAGAUAGCAACAUUGGAGUGGAAAAGCUCCUUGAGCUGAACUCUGAGGAGAACCAUGAUGAUGUAUGCCUGUCAUACAUUUUUACCUACAGAGAUUUUGCAGAUGGUGUGUUAGGACUUGCAUGGGUUGGUGAAGCAGGUGGAGCUGCAGGGGGGAUUUGUGAAAAGGCUACUUCAUUUAGAGAUGGCAAAACAAAAAGUUUGAACACUGGAGUUGUCACAUUUGUCAAUUAUAACAAGAAAGUGUUACGAAAAGUCUCUGAGAUCACCUUUGCACAUGAAGCUGGCCAUAACUUUGGCUCACCACACGACAGUACUCCUGAAUGUGCCCCAGGAGGAUCUGAUGGGAAUUACAUCAUGUUUGCAAGAGCUACAAGUGGAGACCAAAAGAACAACAGACUUUUUUCACCAUGUAGCAGGACAAAAAUGAACGAGGUGAUGAAUGUCAAGGGGCGAUGUACUGAAAAUUCCUGUUGCUUUGGAGAGGCUCAGGGAGCCAUCUGUGGCAACAAGGUUACAGAAGAUGGGGAGGAGUGUGACUGUGGUUAUAAAACUGAUGAUUCAUGUAAGAAGGACACAUGUUGUUUGGGUCGUGACACUCAAAGCAAAGGAAGUGGCUGUAAGCGAAGGAAAAAUGCAACAUGCAGCCCAAGUGAAGGUCUUUGCUGCAGUUACAAUUGCACUCCACACAAACAAACUGUGUUGUGUCUUAAUGAGACAGAGUGUGCCAACCGUUCCUAUUGCAAUGGAAUUAAUGCUACCUGUCCUGCUCCGGACCCUAAAGCGAAUCUCACCUUGUGUAACAACGAAAGACAAGUUUGCCUUCAGGGAGAAUGCAGCGGUUCAAUUUGCUUAAAGUUCAACAAGUUGGAGUGCCAGUGUACACAAGAAGAUCAUCUCUGUGAUUUGUGCUGCAAAGACGGUGAAAAAGGCACAUGCUUGCCGGCCAGUGAGAUUGAAGAAAUGAAGAAGGGAAAAAAUCUGAAACAAUUUCCCGGCGCGCCGUGCAAUGACUUCAAUGGUUACUGUGAUGUUUUCCUUAAGUGCCGCGCGGUGGACGCAGACGGGCCUUUGUCACGUCUAAAGAACAAGUUCUUCAGCAAGGAGGCCAUCAAGGGAUACUUAGAUUGGAUCAAAGAGUAUUGGUGGGCGGUGGUGCUUAUGGGUGUAGGUCUCAUUCUUCUCAUGGCAGGCUUCAUCAAGGUUUGCAGCGUUCACACGCCGAGCAGUAACCCGAACCGAAAGCCACAUCGUCAGCUCACACUCCGCCGUCAACAACAACGUAACCGACCUAACCAGAGAGGUCGACAGAUGGAGCCAGGCAACCGAGGAAACCCCCGGCAUGGAUACAACGGAUACGAGGAUCCGCCACCGUACCCCGGGGCCCCCAUCCAAAUGCAUGGUCGUUGACGCGAUUUUUCAGGUGGCUGGUUUAGUAUUAGCUAAUUUGAUAACUAUUUGUACACUUUAAAAAUGGGCCUUUGUAUUUUUGUUGUUCAGUUGAAGUUCAAUGUUUGCUCGAGCUUAACCCUUUAACUCCCAAGAUCUGCUUGUCAAUUCUCCCCUCUAGCUGCCAUACAUUUCUUUGUAAAUUAGUUAUGAGAACUUGGUGCUAGAUCAAGAUGGCAGCUUCCACCUGAUAAGUUUGAAUAUUCUCAUAAACUGUUUGCCGAAGAAUGUAAGGAUAUUUUAGGGAGAAGUUUCAUGCUAAUCACUUGUGGGAGUUAAAGGGUUAAGUAAAGGUUAGUCCUGUUCACCCCUUUUGAAAUGUCACGCAAUCCCAAUUCGUCACGUUGCUGCAUGAUUGCUUAAGUCACACACUGAGAAGGAUUCACCUAAAUUUUUUUUUUGUUUUUUCUUUUGUGAGCUUGAAUAAUAAUGACAACAAUCGCUACAACGUUCAUGUUCACCGGCAUCGAUAUCGAAUAUUCGUGAAGAGACAUAUUUGCAUGUCUUUGCAUCUUGAAGGUUUUGAUGUAUUUUCCUUGAUUAUUAUUAAAUAUGUCUUUUUCAUUUCAUAGAAAGUCUGCAAAAAAAAUUGUCUUUCCUGAGACCUAGGGAAAGUUAUCUAUAUCAAAGAAUUGGAAAGUAGAGAAAAAUUAGUCUUAAAAGAAUUUCGGAAAAAACAGAAGAUUAUAUGACCGUUUUAGCUUGAGGUCGAAAAAUAUACUAGGCAUGUGCGAUGCGAGCUCCAUCGCAAUCAGGUGAGCUUUGAGGUGUGUGGUGUACUUGUUCACUUGUAGCUUUUCUUAGUUAACCCUUUCACUCCCAUGAGUAAUCAAGACAGAAUUUCUCCUUACGGUAUCAACACAAUGUCAAACAGACUAGUGAGGAGAAUAAGAAAAACAUCAGUUAGGGGAUUAUUGGUUGAUCUAAGACUAAAUUCCCUGAACCAACAUUAUGAGAAGGGUAUGGCCGACAGUGAGGAGAAUUACUCAUGAGAUCUUGGGAGUGAAAUGGUUAAUGUACUGUAGGUGUGAAUCCCUUAGCCAUUGUUGUAUUGUUAAUUGUGGGAUGGGAGGGUGAUCACUUCCAUAACAUAGGAAUUUAUUUUGAUGUACAGGUCGGGAUAUCGCUUUUUUUACGCGUGCAUAUUUUGUAGUUAGGGGCAUUUCAGAGAUUUGUUUAAUUUAAUUGUUGUUCAUUGUAUCAAAAAAAAAUACAUGCUACCCUGUUAGUUGACAGAAUGCAAGGCCAACAGCAUUUUUUACAAGAUAGUUUUCAAUGUUUAAAAAAAGUAAGGUCACGGAUAUUUGUGAACUAUCGCCACUUUAGUAGCCGUCAUUUAAUAUUGAUGAGAAGUUUGAUUUAGGCAGUAUCAGAUAUUUCUAUAUAAAUUUACUAUUUUGACCGGGUUUUUUUGACUUACGAAUGUUGGAAAUGUCUGAGAUCCGAUCUUGGUUUAGUUAAACAACAUUCCUGAGCGAAAUUGUGGCAAUCUCAACUCUUUUAGGGACAUUUACAAGUCGUUCAGCACGGUUAGAAUUAUUUAAUCCAUUCAAAUACUGCCCCUAAAAGAAGUUAAGCGCUGACUAGUCUCAAUCGCAUCGCUCCUAGAUAUUAUUCACAAAUAUAAAAUGUUUCUUCGAAUUUUA